AUGGAGUAUCUUGCCCUUCGAACCGAGAUCCAAUCUCUCCUAACCGCCCUCGAGGCCAUUGACGAUCUUGACCUGGAGUAUCGUGGCACCGAAAAGCAGUGGACUGCCGUCAACUCUUCGAUCUCAUCGUGCAAAGCAUGCAUAGACGACUUUCUGGCAAAAACCUCAAAGUACGAGCCCUAUCUGCAGGACGGCGCAAAACGCGGAUGGGCGGCUGGAUACAGGAGGAUCAAGUGGGCAAUCUGCAAGAGGGAGGACGUUGCGCAGUUUCGGAUGCAGUUGGAGAGACACGCUUCCUCAAUCAACAUGCUGCUUAUUACGUUCCAGGCACAUGCCGCCGACAAGCCUCGGGAUGCCCGGACUGCUGGUGGGAUGGCGAUCGUGGCCCGCCCUGGCACAACAGACGAUGAGAAUAUUACAGCACUCCUCAAAGGACUCACAUUGGAGCAACGGCAAUUCUUCCAACUGCUACUCACGCAAAACCGACAGCUACAGCAGAGUCUAGACGACAUUCGCCACCUCGUGCGCCUCCAGACGGAAAUUCCUCCGCAGGUGACGCUUCAAAAACCGGUCAUACUGCUUGAUGCGUUUGGAAAAACUGCACCUUUCCACCUCGACUUCAUCGACUCUCUGGAUGCCUUUGUGGCCGUACUGAAAAUCAGAUCCGAACAAGCCGGUGUCCGAAUGGGUGGGCUAAAGAAACUAGACAGGCGAGAAUUCUGUAUAAGAGACACCCAGAGACGGAGAAGCCUCGACUUGAAUCGCCCAUGGACGAAGAUUUUUCGUCCUGGACAGAACGUCGAUAUGAGCAUGGUAUUUCGGCGGCGUCUAACUCCAACGAUUUGUCCCGAAUGCGGCUGCCAGAAUGACCCUUGCGUGGAGGACGGCGAGAUCGAAUGUGGGUUUUGCGGGUUGUGGUAUCAUCAUGUCCGAGAGGAACCGCAUGCCCAGCCCCUUCUUCCACCAGAGCCCGAUUCGGUGCCAUUAUCGCGGACGGUGACGGCGAGAUCGUCAGAGGUUGAUUCUUCAGAAUUGGAUGUGCAAGAACCAAAGUUUGCUGGAUUUCGCCGUGUUCGCAUAAUCUCAUUGCUAUUGAACCCUUCAACUGCGAAUAAACGCUCGCAGGACGUUAAACCAGACGCCCUCCGCGACCUUUCCAUUGCACAGCGCUCCCCGCUGAAUAUGGAGGAUGAACCACGACAAAGCUAUACCCGUUCCCCUCCACAAAAGAAGCGAAAUAUCCGAAUGCAGCCGCCAUUUCCCAAAACACCAAAGCAGAAAGCUCACCGAUCGAGUCUAAAGGGAGAGAGGCUGCAACUUCGCCACUUCGCGGAAGACCCCUAUGCUUCAGGUGAGGAUAGUAGCUCGAGAAAUAAUCCGUUAGAAAAAAAGUUUCGAUCUCACUGCUGGGCGAAGCCGGUUUUCUCACAUGUCAGCGAGGAAGAAGGCACUCUUCGCCCUCGAUCGCUGUCAGCACAUGGCCACCAAAAUCAAGAGCAAACAUUGGAUGCCGAAGACCAUGAUGGUCGUCGCGGUUUAGAUUGCGAUAUUCCUGGAUUCCGGAUGGUGUCUCCUGUGUCGCAGCACUUACGACUUCAUGAUGCCAAAUAUGAACCAGCCAUCACAAGGAGGCGAGAGGAAGUUCAGUGGACUCUGAUAGACUCAUGGAUACGAUGA
Coccidioides posadasii C735 delta SOWgp is the source of this 1677-nucleotide messenger RNA. RefSeq lists its product as uncharacterized. The record is from RefSeq and is a predicted model, not a curated record. NCBI's taxonomy places the organism in Eukaryota, Fungi, Ascomycota, Eurotiomycetes, Onygenales, Onygenaceae.